CUCUGCAGGGAAGGAAGGAAGACCAUGGGGCGAUUCCUCUUUGCGAGCCUCGGCUUGCUGGUCGUGGCUUUCUCCCUCAGUGGAAUUGGAGCCAAUCGCUAUUGUCCCUUUGAUUGGUUCUCCUACAAUAUGUCUUGCUACAAGCUCUUCUACCCUCCGAUGUCCUGGGACCAAGCACAGAGGUUCUGUGUGGAACAGCAGGAAAACUCCCAACUCGCCUCCAUCAACGACGUGGCAGAGUCGGUGAAGUUGUCCAACUACAUCUCCCAAAGAUUGACAUUCCUUGAUGUUUGGAUGGGACUGAGGCUUUCGAAGAGAAAAGGCAUCUGGGAGUGGAGUGAUGGCUCCAACCUCACUCACACAUCCUGGAAAGAAGGUGAACCCAACAACCUUUUCAACAAGGAAUUCUGUGCUGUCCUGUCAGCCGGAACACGGUAUCUCCAAUGGAACGAUAAGAAGUGCACACACCUGCAUCCAUUUGUCUGCAAGUUCCAGCCCCGGAGUGAGGCAGGCGGCUAAUGGAGGUUGGAGAAGCAGCGAGGCCUGCCUGCCUGAUCGCUGAAAUCUCUGCUCCGCACCCCUUUUGCGGAACAGAUGCUUUGUGUAGCUUGGACCUGAUUUUGCUCAUUCCUGUGGGCCGGAAGUUUGAAUAAAUUCUCUCUAGCAUAA
Molecule: messenger RNA, 669 nt
Organism: Pseudonaja textilis
Lineage: Eukaryota; Metazoa; Chordata; Lepidosauria; Squamata; Elapidae
Source: RefSeq, a predicted model, not a curated record